GGAAUAAGCCUUGCCUGGUCCCCCAGCCAAGAAGAGAAGCAGAAGCCUGGCCCCGGCCACGGAGGAAACUGAGGCAGGGGCGAGCCGCCGCCGACGAAUCCAUCUCCUUCCCUCGUCGGGUCUCGCUCAGGGAAUCCAAUCGAUCCAUCUCCCUCCUCCAGGUUCACUUCGCCCUCGUCCCUCCCCUCCCCCUCUCCUGCUACUGUGCCCCCCUCCCGUCCAGGUGCCCUGCCGCCGGAGCCAGAUGAAGACCAAGGCCUCCGCCAGCAAGAACGCCGCCGGCAAGGAUGAGGCCAAGCCCAAGAAGAUCCGGUCCUCGCGCAAUCACCGCCACCGCCGCAACCACUCCUCCUCCUCCGGUUCUGAAUCCCCACCGCGCAAGCGCUCCAAGAAGCACAGUAAGAGGGUCGCCGAUAAGAAGAGCAGAAGGAGCAAGGUUAGCAGCAGCAGCCGCAGACGUCGGCGGCGUAGCCUUAGCCCAAGCCACAGCCUCAGUAGCAGCAGCAGCCCUUCCUCGAUAGCUCGGCACCAUUCCACAUGCAGUGGCAGCGCUUCUGAGAGCUUGGAGAGCCCACCACCCAGGAGCCAGUCCAGAGAUGUUCACAAGAAAAAAGGGAGGGGGAGGGACAGAGAGAGGGAUCGCAAGAGGAGGAAGGCACGGAGAUCGGCAAGUUCCUCGAGCACUUCAGCAAGUAGUGGCAGUAGCCGUAGCAGGAGCAAGAGUAAGCACAGGAAGAGGAGGACUGAUGCUGGCACCACACGGGAUAAGAUUGAAAUAGACUAUGACAAUCGCCAUGCCUCCCGGUCUGAGAAGAACAUGGCUGAGGAUGAUGAUAGGGAUGAAGAAGCACUCACUGUUAUUGCCAAGAAGAGGGAUGGUGAUAUCGACAGCUACAAGAAGAAUUUGGAAUUGGAGAGCCAACAUUCCAAGAAGGCCAAUCAAACACAAGACAUGGAACCUGCUGGUGGUGGAAAUUCAGAUGCUGAGGAUCUGGAGCUGAUUCUCAGGCAGAAAGCUCUCGAGAACUUCAGAAAGUUCAGGGCAGCAGCGGCAGGUAAAACAGAUACCAACGGAGCUACAGGGAAGGAAGCAUUGAUAGAUGGCUCACAGAAUACAGGUACAGAAAUUGCUGAAGCAAGGUCUUCUGCUGUUAACCAUUUUCAGUGGCAGGGAAGCAGCCUUGUAAUGAAAAAUUCUGCUGGAUCACCUAGAUCAGAGGAUUGUGGGAAUGCUACAAGUCAUUCUUGGAAGCAGGAAGGCAGUGCUGGCAUGAGUCAUGGGGCUGCAUCACCUGGAAUACUUGAGGCUGGCGAGAUUGGUGGUGCAACUCAACAGAAAGGAAGAACAGUGGAGGCAACUCAUUCAAAUUGUCAGUUUAGGUCACCACAGGAUGGUAGGAACAGUCUUAGUGUAAUGCAAAGGUUGGAGAGCAUGCCAGGGAGUUGUGCAGGGGUGUUAGGAAGCAGUGCAGGGGUGAGUCAUGUGAAUGGAGCUCCAAGGGUCAGAUCAGUUGUGAGCAUACCGGCCAGGGAAGGUCUUGAUGGUAGCACAUAUACCACGCCCCCUAGGCCCAGUGAAAAUUCUGCUCCUGUUGAAAGCAGUAGCGAUAUUGGGCGCCCUCUGAUUGACAUUAACAAAGCUGAAAGAACUAAUGGAGAUGGCAGAAAGACAAGUGAAGCUUCAGCCUCUAAUGGUUCUAUUUUGUCACCUGCUGAGGGCAAGAGCCAGAUUAGGACCGAGGAUAAAGAUGGUGCUCAGUUUCAGAAGAAGACCUUCUCUAGAAUGCAUGAUGGAGAGACGGUGGAGGUCAGCUACAAAGUGUACAUACCAAAGAAAACCCCGGCCCUUGCAAGGAGGAAACUGCAGCGCUGAAAACUUCAAGAAAAUUUUGAUGGGAAAACGUCAAGAAAAUCAUCUAUAGUUGUCCUUAGUUCACUGUCUCCAACGUAGCUCUUAGUUGGAUAUAACUAUUUUCUUCUAGCACAAGUCUACCAUACAUACACUACGUCUUUUGGAUAUAUUUCCGCACACUGAGAUGACCCCAAAUUGCAGUUUUGCUGCUUGACAGGAGCUGAUAAACUCGGUUGUGUUAUGCCAAAUCAACAUGGCUGCCCAAGAAACGGCCAGCAUGGCUGCUCAAAUCCUAAGGUCACGGCCAAAGUUUUUUUGCAUGCCAAACUUUGUCACUGAACCAAGCAUUGGCCAAAAUAGCUGGGCACGGCCAAUAUUUGGUCUGGCAUGCUGGGGCAUGUAUCCAAAGACGCUCAUACUGCCAAUGUGCCUUUUGUACUUGAAGUGAUGGCUAAUCUUGGUUCUUGGAUUGAUGUACUUUGGGAUGGUGAUGUUGAUUGUUGGCAUGGAAUGUGAUUGUUUUUGUUUCGUA
This is a messenger RNA of Setaria italica (foxtail millet), 2384 nucleotides long. RefSeq names its product serine/arginine repetitive matrix protein 2. The coding region runs from base 245 to 1873 and encodes 542 amino acids. The record is from RefSeq and is a predicted model, not a curated record. The transcript has 3 exons. Lineage: Eukaryota; Viridiplantae; Streptophyta; Magnoliopsida; Poales; Poaceae.